Polyodon spathula (Mississippi paddlefish) is the source of this 1676-nucleotide messenger RNA. It is a transcript of the gene cdca9, whose product is annotated as cell division cycle associated 9. Gene Ontology annotation, cellular component: chromosome, centromeric region; chromosome passenger complex; spindle midzone. Gene Ontology annotation, biological process: mitotic sister chromatid segregation. The transcript is spliced from 10 exons. The record is from RefSeq and is a predicted model, not a curated record. Bases 402 to 1043 code for a protein of 213 amino acids. NCBI's taxonomy places the organism in Eukaryota, Metazoa, Chordata, Actinopteri, Acipenseriformes, Polyodontidae.
ACUACGCAACACACAGGCCAAAUUCUUUCUCUCCCUUGACGUCACCAAAACAUUUAAAAUUGUUUCUGAAGAGGCUGUUGAUUGCUGGGCAUUUGAGGAAUGACCUUUUCACAGCGCAGGCAUGCAGUAGGGCAGAGCAAGAUGUUCAACGGGAGGCAAAGGUACUGGGCAUGGCCCCAGACAUGCUGUACUGUCUGAGACUGCUUGAGGAGACUGGGAUAUGUGUUGUGCCAGGCAGUGGAUUUGGGCAAAAGGAAGGAACCUACCCCUUCAUAUAUUCUUUACUCAUCUGAAGGAUUUAAAAUAAAGCUAACACGAAGGAAAGAAUAAAUGAUUUGGAAACGAAGUUGGAAAAACUCGUGUCCACCGUGGAUAAAGCAUUUAAAGUAGAACUCUUGAAGAUGCCACUCGACCUGCAACGCACCAAGCUGAAAAGCCUGAAGAUCGAGCAAAACGGUCAAGCUGAGGGCGUGGCUGCAGCAAUUAAUGUGGAAGCGUUCACGGAAAUUAAAACGAUGAAGAGGAAGAACAGUAAAAAGGUCCUUAUCCUGGAAGAAUCUGAUCCCAAGAUGCCUGUAAGAAUUACAAGAACUCUGUCAGUUCAAAGCAAGGGGACUGCCCAGAAGCCACCAACCAAAUCAAAGUCUCUUGCAACCCUAUCGUCUGCUACAAAACGAAGUCCUACGUUAUCAAGGACGAUGCCAGCCACUCCAGCUACGACAAGAACUGCAAGAAAAGCUGUGAGCCGGGUUGCCAAAACCCAGAAAGAAAUGCAAGAAUCCAAUGAAAUAUCUGCCAGAACAGGACACAAGGCUUACAGCUUCUCGAAUAACCCCACUGGUUUAGACCACUCCCUCGCAUUUGCAAAUAUACCUACUUCUCACGGACAGACUCUGUACUUAUUUGGUGAUGUUAAAAACAAGAUUGAUCUGGACCUGCUUGAUGAGAAGGCAGUACAACAUAUGCAGGCAUUAAUGGUGAGUAUUAUAUUGGUCAAACUAGAUAUUGCCCUCCCUGUGUUACCAGUGCUAAUUUUGUACUAAUGACUCUGGGUGGGUGUUGGCCAUUACUUCAAUACACAAUCUUUUUUUUAUUAUUGCUCAUUACACACAUGUCAAGGCAAUGUUGGCAAGCUUUGAGCUUCAAUAGCUUUUUUCUUUUUGCUAAAACUAAGAUACAGUACUAACACAAUGUAAUUGUUUUUCCCCACAGAGCACACUAGACUUCAUUUGCAAGGCCAAAGUUGGCCAUGGAAACAGUAUUUGAACUGUAUUUAAAUGUCUGUAAAAUGUUUUUAUUUGUUUAACAGUGAAAUUUAAGUUAAUGUGUGAUUUAUCUGAAUGUAUUAACCUUAAUAAAAUAGAUCCCACAUGCCCAAAUGUAAAUCUGUCUCUUUGCAUCUCCAUACAUUUUAAAUGUUUUGGCACACAGUCUGUUACCCAGUUCUCUUCCCUUAUGUUAGGUGGUAAUGGUUGGUGGCAGGCUACUGUAGUCCAUAUUUAUCAUGUGUUAACUUAAACUGAACUACUUCAGAGCAGUUAAUGAAGUCCAAGUUUAGUUUCCAAAAUCAACCAGAAAAUACACAACUUGUACUAGUAUACUUCUCUCUUGGGGUAGUGAAGCCAUGGAAGUCUACAGGCAAAGUAAAUGAGCAAUGGACUUUUGAGUGCUUGAGG